Leptopilina heterotoma is the source of this 3857-nucleotide messenger RNA. RefSeq names its product aminopeptidase N (gene superdeath). Gene Ontology annotation, cellular component: cytoplasm. Gene Ontology annotation, molecular function: metalloaminopeptidase activity; zinc ion binding; peptide binding. The record is from RefSeq and is a predicted model, not a curated record. Gene Ontology annotation, biological process: proteolysis; peptide catabolic process. Lineage: Eukaryota; Metazoa; Arthropoda; Insecta; Hymenoptera; Figitidae. The transcript is spliced from 14 exons. The coding region runs from base 333 to 3269 and encodes 978 amino acids.
AGAAGGUGCCCCACAUCACAGUUGUGCGGUAGCCGUCUAAGAGAGAACAGUUUCCCGGUACACAGUGUUUACUUAAUUUUAUUCACUAUUUUUAUUCAAUUUUAAAUAACUUUUAAAGAAUAGUGGAAAACGAAGUCAGUUUGCAGAGUUCAAACUUUACUUUCCAGUUGUUUUUGAUAAUGUUUUAAGUUAAAAACGAAUUAUUCUGAUAUAAUUGUACGGCAAAAAAAUUUUAGCGCCACGUCGAGUUGAGUGAAAACAAAUAUUUCAAGAAUUUGUAGCAUCUGUUUAUCAAUUAAUGGCUCAUUAUUCCUCGAAGGUCUACACAUGAUAUGACUCAGUCUCGAGAGAUCCUCGCAAUGAUGGACACUCAUACGACGUUCGGUCGAAAAAGAGGUUGUACAGUUUCAAGAUGUGGAGGCUUUUUAUUAGGAUCAGCUUUUCUCUUAGGCAUAGUUACAACGGGACUUAUAGUUUUUCACUUUACUCCUUGUCUAGAGGGAAAAAAAAUCAGAUCAUAUGAAGAUUUCUUCGGCAACUCAAAUCUUCAAGCAAUAAAAGCCUUAGCAAAUAAAAAUAAAAUAGAUGUCAGACUACCUAGAUCUGUUCUACCUGAUUUCUACGAGCUGAGAUUAACUCCCUUCAUUUGGGAGGGUAACUUCACUUUUAAUGGCGAGGUAAAAAUAGUAGUCAAUGUUACAGAAAAGACAAAAAAUAUAACACUACAUGCAGUUGAUCUUAAAAUUGAUGAGAAAGCCACAAGUGUCGGUGAAUAUCCUCAAACAAGUAAUUCGAAAUUAUUGAAAAUCGAUAGACAACAGAACGACACUGUCCGACAAUUUUUUAUAAUACACACAUUGGAGUAUUUAAAACCUGGCAAUCAAUAUAUAGUGUACUUUAAAUUCAAAGGAUAUCUCAAUGAUUUUCUUCAAGGAUUUUACAGAAGUUCUUACAAAGUAGACAAUCAAACAAGAUGGAUAGCGACGACGCAGUUCCAACCAACCGAUGCACGUCGCGCUUUUCCCUGCUUUGAUGAACCAGCCCUCAAAGCAAAGUUUCAAAUUAGCAUUGCAAGACCAAAGAAUAUGACUUCUAUUUCGAAUAUGCCGCUAAAAGGAGAACCAGUUACAGUAUCUGAUUUUCCUACUUAUGAAUGGGACCAUUAUGAAACUUCAGUUCCUAUGUCAACUUAUUUGGUAGCAUUCAUUGUCUCAGAUUUUAAAGUUCUGAAAUCAGAAGAAGACAAAUUUGGUGUGUGGGCAAGAAGUGAAGCAAUUAAUCAAUCACUUUACAGUUUAAAAAUAGGACCAAAAAUUUUAAGUCACUACGAAGAUUAUUUUCAAAUUAAGUUUCCUCUUCCAAAAAUGGACAUGGUAGCAUUGCCAGAUUUUUCUGCCGGUGCUAUGGAAAAUUGGGGUUUAAUAACUUAUAGAGAAACCGCAAUGCUUUUUCAAGAGGGUGUAUCUACUAGUAGUAAUCAACAAAGAGUUGCUGCUGUAGUGGCUCAUGAAUUAGCUCAUCAGUGGUUUGGUAAUUUGGUUACUCCAAGUUGGUGGUCAGAUCUCUGGUUAAAUGAGGGUUUCGCUAGUUACGUUGAAUACAUCGGAAUAAAUGCCGUAGAGCCCGAGUGGAUGGUUUUGGAGCAAUUUGUGGUUCAUGAGUUGCAGAACGUUUUUGGAUUAGAUGCUUUGACCAGUUCUCAUCCUAUUUCAGUGGAAGUGGGACAUCCAGAUGAAAUUAACGAAAUUUUUGAUAAAAUAUCCUACGACAAAGGUGCUUCAAUAAUACGAAUGAUGGAUCACUUCCUCACUAAUGAAGUUUUUAAACAAGGAAUUUACAACUAUCUUAAUGAAAGAGCUUACAAAAGUGCAGAGCAAAAUGAUCUAUGGGCAGCUUUAACAAAACAAGCACAUAAAGAUAAAGUUCUUCAGCCAGAUGUAACAGUAAAGGAAAUAAUGGAUACUUGGACACUACAGACUGGGUUUCCAGUGGUUACUGUUACCCGUGAUUAUAAAAGUGGUGGAGCUUAUAUUAUUCAGGAAAGGUUCUUAUUACAAAAUAGUACAUUACCUAUAUUAAUGGAUCCAAUGCCAAGAUGGUGGAUUCCAAUUACAUUUACGUCCGAAAGUAAAUUAAAUUUCAAUAAUACCCAACCAUCACAUUGGAUGAGAGCUGAAAAGUCGUUAACUAUUCCUGACCUAGAUGCUAGAUCUACUGAAUGGGUUUUAUUCAAUGUUCAAGAAACAGGAUAUUAUCGUGUAAAUUAUGAUAAGGAAAACUGGCAGAAACUUACUAAGCAAUUAAUUGAGGGCAAUUUUAAAGACAUCUCUACAAUAAAUAGAGCUCAAUUAAUCGACGACUCUUUAAACUUGGCAAGGUCUGGAAAAUUAAACUAUUCUACAGCCUUAGACUUGACAAAUUAUUUAGUACGUGAAACAGAAUAUCUUCCUUGGAAAUCGGCUUUAACUGCAAUGAGCUACUUAAACAGUAUGCUUAUUAAAUACCAAGGCUACGAUAAAUUUAGGGUAUAUGCUUCAAAACUGUUGGAUAACAUUUAUAACAAAAUUGGUUUUAAGGAUUCUUAUGAAGAUUCACAAUUAACGGUUUUCACUCGUUUAGAUGUUCUCAACUGGGCUUGUACUUUUGGACAUGAAGAUUGCGUGCGGAACGCUGUAAAACAAUUUAUUAAUUGGCGACAUUCGCCAAAUCCAGAUGAAGAAAAUCCGAUUGCACCAAAUUUGAAGAGUGUUGUAUAUUGCACAGCUAUUCGCGUUGGUGGUCAAGCAGAGUGGGAUUUUGCUUGGCAACGUUAUUUAACUACUAAUGUAGGAACAGAAAGGGAUAUUCUUCUUGUUGCACUUGGAUGUUCAGGGGAAACUUGGUUAUUAAGCAGAUAUCUUGAUUGGGCAUUGACUGAGAAUUCAGGAAUAAGGAAGCAAGAUGUCACUCGAGUAUUUGCUUCAGUUGCUAAUAACAUAGUUGGACAACCACUUGUUUUCAAUUACUUUAGGAAUAAAUGGACUCGCAUUCGUGAAUACAUUGGAACAUCUAUUAUGACCAUCAGUACCAUUGUAAAAGCUUCUACAAAAAGGAUAAACACUAAAUACGAAUUAAAGGAUCUGUUAGAUUUUGCAAAGGAACAUGGGGAACAACUUGUAAGUGCAACAAGAGCUGUACAACAGGCAGUGGAACAAGCGGAAGCCAACAUAAGAUGGUUGGAACAGAAUCACGAGUCUAUUUAUAAUUGGUUACAAAGUAAUGUAGCGUAAAUAAAAAUUGCCAUAAAAGGUUAUGACAAGAGGCUGCUUGCAUGCAGCAAAAGCAUAGAUUCUCUCAUUGUACACAAAUUUACAAUUUUUAUUUUCAUAAAAAAUAUGUACUAUUAAUAUAAACAUAAUUUAAUCCUAAAAGUAAAUGUACAUUACACUGUAUCGAAAAAAUUGUGUUGUCUGUCUUGAAAUGAAAUUUUUUUAUAGAAAUCAGCGCACAAAAAUUUUGGAAAAUAUUUAAAACCUUUAUAGAUGGUGUACCGGUCCCUCACAAAUGUUAUUUUUAGUAUAUUUAUAAUUAAUUGUGAAUAACUUAUCAAUGUAACUAAUAGAAAAAAUGCGGAGAAGAUUAUGGUAGAAAUAGCAAAAAGCUUAGUUUAAACAUUAAAUAUUUACAAAGCUUUAAAUAUAAAAAUUACAGAAAAUUUCACUUUUGAGCAACCAGUGCACCAUCUAUGCACGUUGCAAACACAAAAACUUCAGCGGACAUUAUAUCGAUGUGUCAGUAGUCCAGAAAGUGUCACCAAUUCGAGCUAGCGGCGGCUAUUAAACGAAUAAAAGUUCAUGUUACUUUUUUAUUAAAAUCAA